CGUGUGUCUCCAAAACUCCAGAGUCGGGGAUACUGAUUACCUACCUUCGGUGACAUUGUCGCCUGAUGGAGUCCAUACAUUCCAUAUCUUUGACGCUUUGUAUUUGGCGGCCAUACCAUCCGGGAACAUUUGUCGCCAUACAGACAGGGCCACGGUCUUGGACACACUCACAGCUUCACUUGCGAAGCUCAGAAACCAUUUCGCUGCCUCUACGUCACUAACGCAGUGACGGCCUUAUCUUCAAAUAAUGGCCGAGGAUGUGAGGGAAGAGCCAAAGCCGGCUUUUAAGAACUACAAAGGGUUUGUGGCUGGCGUCUUUUCCGGCAUUGCCAAACUAACAGUCGGCCACCCAUUCGACACGGUCAAAGUCCGCCUCCAAACGACCGACGCCGCCCGUUUCGCAGGACCGCUGCAGUGCGUAACCCAGACGGUCCGGAAUGAGGGCAUCCUCGCGCUGUACAAGGGCGCCAGCCCUCCCCUCGUCGGGUGGAUGUUCAUGGACUCCGUCAUGCUGGGCUCCCUCAACGUGUACCGCCGCCUCCUGUCCGAGCACGUCUACCACGUGCGCGGUUUCCAGCCCGGCGCGCCGGUGCGGGCCGACAGCCUCCCCUGGCACGGGCACGGCGUGGCGGGCAUCCUGGCCGGCGCGACGGUGAGCUUCAUCGCCGCGCCGGUCGAGCACGUCAAGGCACGGCUGCAGAUCCAGUACGCGGCCGACAAGGCGCAGCGGCUGUACCAGGGCCCCAUCGACUGCGUGCGCAAGAUCUUCCGCGCGCACGGCAUCCGCGGCGUGUACCACGGCCUCGGCUCUACCCUGCUGUUCCGCUCCUUCUUCUUCUGCUGGUGGGGCAGCUACGACGUCUUGUCCCGCCUGCUGCGCGAGCGGUCCGACCUCGGCGCGCCCGCCGUGAAUUUCUGGGCCGGCGGGCUCAGCGCCCAGGUCUUCUGGCUGAGCAGCUACCCGUCCGACGUGGUCAAGCAGCGGAUCAUGACGGAUCCGCUGGGCGGCUCGCUCGGCGACGGGGUGAGGCGGUUCCCCCGGUGGAGGGACGCUGCGGUGGCGGUUCGGCGCGAGAACGGGUGGAGGGGCUACUGGCGUGGCUUCAUGCCUUGCUUCUUGCGCGCUUUCCCUGCGAAUGCCAUGGCGCUGGUUGCCUUUGAGGGCGUAAUGAGAGCGUUGCCCUGAGGGGGGUGAAACCCUCGACCUCCAUCGAUUGAUUUUGGUGGGAUACGAAUGUUUGUAUAUAUAACUCGGCAUCUUCUUUCUCCUUUUCUUCUUCUUUUGUUCUUCUUUU
Sodiomyces alkalinus F11 is the source of this 1295-nucleotide messenger RNA. Its product is annotated as carrier protein YMC2. Gene Ontology annotation, biological process: transmembrane transport. Gene Ontology annotation, molecular function: transmembrane transporter activity. The record is from RefSeq and is a predicted model, not a curated record. The transcript has 2 exons. NCBI's taxonomy places the organism in Eukaryota, Fungi, Ascomycota, Sordariomycetes, Glomerellales, Plectosphaerellaceae. The coding region runs from base 248 to 1186 and encodes 312 amino acids.